ACUCUCCCAUGAGCUUUCGCUCACACUCUCUAGCACACACACACCAUAUCCCCCUCCCCUCUCAUUGUACUUCGCUUUCCUUUGCCCACUCUCUUUCUACAACAAACAUGGCCGCUAAAUCGGAUGGAGCAGCCGUGUGUGAGAGCGCUUCACGGUGUCUGCUUGGCCCUGAGCAGAGCGCGGCUCCUCUGCACCCUCACGCCGAGAAGCGCUUCUCGCUGCUGGACUGCUGCUGGGUGCUGUGCGCCCUCCUGGUCUUCUUCUCCGACGGAGCCACCGACCUGUGGCUGGCAGCGGACUACUACUUGAGGCGGGAGUAUUGGUGGUUCGGGCUCACGUUAGUGUUUGUGGUGGUUCCCUCCGCGGUGGUUCAGGUGUUAAGUUUCAGGUGGUUCGUGUACGAUUACUCGGAGAUGAGCGCGUCCCCGACUGGGGACGGAUGCGAUUUCAGCACCAAGGACAGCGACCGGCGGAUAUCCCUGCCUGCGAACGGCACGCGGAAAUGCUGCAGAGUGUGCAUGUGGCUCUUCCAGUCCGUCAUUCACAUCUUGCAGAUCGGACAGGUCUGGAGGUACGUCCACACCUUGUACCUGGGAGUGCAAAGUCGUUGGCAUAGCGACCCGGGUCAGCGUCAUUUCUACUGGCGUCUGAUGUUCGAGAGCGCUGACAUCAACAUGCUUCGGCUGCUGGAGGCUUUCCUGAAGAGCGCACCUCAGCUCGUGCUACAGCUCAGCAUCAUGAUCCACAGCAACCACAUACUGCCCCUACAGGGUCUCUCUGCAUCUGCCUCAUUGGUUUCACUCGCCUGGAUGAUCGCUUCCUACCAGAAGGUUCUGCGCGACUCUCGUGAUGAUAAACUCCCCAUGUCCUACAAGGCUGUGAUUGUUCAGAUGCUCUGGCAUCUCUUCACCAUCGGUGCUCGAACCAUCGCCUUCGCCCUCUUCGCAUCAGUCUUCCAGCUCUACUUCGGGAUCUUCAUCGUGGCCCACUGGUGCGCCAUGACCUUCUGGAUCAUCCAGGGCGAGACCGACUUCUGCAUGUCAAAGUGGGAGGAGAUCAUCUACAACAUGGUGGUGGGCAUCAUCUACAUCUUUUGCUGGUUCAAUGUGAAGGAAGGCCGUGCCCGCUUUCGGCUGGGUGUGUAUUGCUGCGUGACCUUAGUUGAGAAUGUCGCACUCACCACCGCUUGGUAUAUUCACAGGGGACCUCGCACUUUGGACUUCUACGCCCUGAUCGUCGUAUGUGUGGUUGUGUGUAGCUACGCUUUGGGAACGUUCUUUAUGUUCGUCUAUUAUUGUCUGCUCCACCCGGACGGACCCAUCCUGGGCGCUCAGUGGAGCUGUGUGGAGGAGGGAAUGGGGGUAAUCGGCCUGGGAGGCGUUGGGGAUUUGGGGACACCCUUGCCCCAACCGGACGUGGUUACUAGCCCUCCCAGAACACUCCAGAGGACUAAUGGUGGGGAUCGGGAGAUUGGGGCCGGGGAUAGAGACAGUUGCCUCCCUGUGUUUCAGGUAAGGCCUCCUAGUGUUCCCCCAGCUUCUUCCCCACGUCCAUCAAGAACUGAAGGUCCCGUUAUCCGCAUCGACCUCCCAAGAAAAAGGUACCCGGCCUGGGACGCCCACUUUAUCGACCGUAGGCUGAGGAAGACCAUCCUGGUGCUAGAGAAUACGUCUCCUGUGACGCCCCGAAUCCAGUACCAGAGCUUCAGCAACCCCAAAGAAGUGAUGGAGUACGAGACUACGGUAUAGUGUUGUUCAUACCUCCACCUUCCAUAUGGCAUUUCUAUGCAGAGGUGGGACUCAGGAGGCAGAUACCACCAUGAGGUUACGGUCCGAUCUUUUAUGGUCGGCAUGGUGCUACACGGUGGGACCUCAGCAUGUUUGGCAUCCGGAUGCCUGGGAACGCUUGACUGGUCCGAGAGUGCACAUCAGGCUGGAUAGGAAUAACGUGGUGUUUACAUGACCUGCAUGGGAAGUGAAUCUAGGAAAGGGACUUAACUUUCUGCCUAUGCACUGAACAUUAGAAAAGAGUUUAACUGACAGUGAUGAGAAAAAGUGGACAUAUGUAAAAUAUAGAUAAACUGACCAAUCAGUAUUUCGCAGGUCCAUCCUGAGUGACUGUUUUGGUCUAAGUUUAAUGUUUCAGUGACCUGAAAACAGUACAAAAUGUGUAUUAUUGCUUCUGUGAAUGGUGAGGUUAGCGAGUUCAAUCAAUCAUCCAUUUCCUCAAAAAAGUUCUUCUGUAAUUAUUGACUUAUUUAUUUAUUAGAUUUAUUUUUAAUGACUCUGUGGCCAUGUCUUUGAUAUAAUUCUUCUUAUUGAAUAUUCAUAAAUAUAUAUUAUCUUUUGUUAUAUGUAUACAAUAGAAUGGUGCCAGUGUGUUGGUAUGAAUGUUUUAUUUUAUUUUGGGGGGGGGGGAUUCUGUAUGUUUGACUGGUCAUGCUGCAUUGUUUAUCUGUAAAGAUGAAGAAAAUAUGUCAUAUAGUAAGACAAAAAGUUGUGAUCAAAUUGUAGUUGGAUAAAAAUAAUGCUGUAAAAAAAAUAAUACAGAUGACAGCCUCGGAAAAGUAUUAAAAAAAAUUGAAUAUGCGUGUUUGAGUGUUUCAUGAAAAUGGUUUUGGGACAUCUGGAACCAACAAACUUGCAAACGUCUGAGUGUUUG
Messenger RNA from Rhinichthys klamathensis goyatoka, 2661 nucleotides. RefSeq names its product XK, Kell blood group complex subunit-related family, member 7b (gene xkr7b). The coding region runs from base 9 to 1748 and encodes 579 amino acids. Lineage: Eukaryota; Metazoa; Chordata; Actinopteri; Cypriniformes; Leuciscidae. Gene Ontology annotation, cellular component: plasma membrane. Gene Ontology annotation, biological process: phosphatidylserine exposure on apoptotic cell surface; engulfment of apoptotic cell; apoptotic process involved in development. The transcript has 3 exons. The record is from RefSeq and is a predicted model, not a curated record.